Molecule: messenger RNA, 1534 nt
Organism: Rhopalosiphum maidis (corn leaf aphid)
Lineage: Eukaryota; Metazoa; Arthropoda; Insecta; Hemiptera; Aphididae
Exons: 2
Coding region: 340-1278 (312 amino acids)
Molecular function (GO): protein binding
Source: RefSeq, a predicted model, not a curated record
UUAAACCACGAACUAAGAUAUAGAUAUAAGUAUAUCUUAGUUCGUAAUUUAAACAUAAUAUUAAAUAGGUAUGAAACGUUAAACAUUAAUUAACAUUUAAAAUUAUUCAUUCAUACCUGAUUUUAAUAUUUUAUUAUUUUAUUGUGCUAUUGAUUUCUUACCGUCCAUUUACCAAAAUCAAAAAAUUAAAAAUAAUAAAUGUAAGCAAACCUAAUACAAGACAAUUAAUAUUGCAUGAUGAAGGAUCAAUUUGAAAGAGAAGGAUGAAAAAAGAAAUCGCAAGCUCAGAGUAGAGCGCAUUAUAACAAUAAUCAAUAAGUAGGUAUAUCAUAUUAUAUAAUGUCGGACGAAGAUCCAUUAUCCAUAAACGCACUGCCCGACGAGAUUUUGCUGUACGUAUUCCGAACGCUGUCCGCCACGGAGUUCGUCGCGACCUUGCCGCUCGUUUGCGAACGAUGGUCACGGAUAAUCGCGUCGGACUCGUGUACGCUAAAGCGGAUCGGCAUGCACCACGCGAACGCGAUCGCAGCUGUUGAGUUCUUCUACUUCCGGGACGAAAGCGAACGGUCGCAGAUGUUCCACUGGCCGUCCGACGAUUACGGGCGGCUGUUGCGGAUGACGACCGCGCAAUGUACCGGUCAUGACUAUCGCGGCGGUGCUGCAAGGCGGGUGGGUUACGCAAACGCGUUCUACUUGUGCGCCCGGUACGAAGACAUCUGCGGACACGUUGCCGCGCUAGUGAUCUCGUCCAAUCUAUCCGUGUACGCUACCGACGGGUUCACGUUUGUCGAUCGACUGACCACGUUGGUCCUGCACGGCGUCCGGAUCCGGGAGGCGGACCAGUACACGCUCGCCGAACUGGGUACAGUGUACGUAAACGUGCUAGACGUGGUGUACGUGAAAUGUUCGUUGGCCCUGCGCUUCGAUCUAAAGUUUCUGCACGCCGGGUUUGAGCAGCUGCGGCGAUUCCGGGUCGACCACAACGCCGUUGGCGUUCGUUUCCUGGACGACCUGUUGCACACACACCGCCACACGCUGGAAACGGUCGUGCUGAGCGAUUGCACGGUGACCGGUGACCGAUGGAUAGAUGUUCUGUCGGAUAGGCUUCGCGGACGGACUGUCAACCGCUUGAGCAUGCACAGUGCGUACUUCACGGACAGAUGCGUGAAUCAGUUUCUGAACUCUGCCGACUUGGUCCUGCCUGAUGAUAGAUCCAACGUGAUCAUUGAUAGUGAUCUAAGUAGGAUCUCGUUUUCCAUUAACAUCGAUCCAUUAUAAUGAUUUUGUUUAUCAAAAAUGUGCUAAACAAAUGAUAAAGUAAAGAAUAAAAUAAAAAUCCCGUUUUUGUUCUCGAGCAAUGAGUAUGCGUAAAACGAUGUGGAUGUGUAUUAUUCAUCGAAUUUCCGUGCAGUUUCCGGUUAUUUGUUAUUAUAACAAUACUAUAACAUAAAUAUACUAAAAUAUUAUUAUAUCAUAUAUUUAUUAAGUACAGUUACCUAAAUAUAAACAAAUUUGUGAUAUUUUCAUAUUUUAU